AUGACACAUUUAACUUGUUUUUCGAUUUGGACAUUUGCUUUUAGCUUAUACUUCGGCGUGUCGACAUGCUACUUUUCAAUACCGCUGAGAAUGUACCCGGGAAAGUACAGUGUAUCUGGAGGCCAUGGAGGUUUGACUCCUCUCCGGCUCGUCGCUGUGAAGUCUGAUGGAGACGGCCUCUCUUUGGCCUCUGAUCCAGCUGGUACCGUCAACUUUCUGGACAUGGUCAACAACUUGCAGGGAGACUCUGGAAGAGGCUACUACUUAGAGAUGUCUCUCGGUAGUCCUGGCCAAAAGCUGAACAUCCUGGUGGAUACAGGCAGCAGUAACUUUGCAGUGGCAGCAGCUCCACACCCAUUUAUUACUCACUAUUUCAACACUGAACUUUCCAGUACCUACCAGUCAACUGGCCAAUCUGUAGCUGUUAGGUACACCCAAGGCAACUGGGAAGGUGAGCUGGGGAUUGACCAGGUCUCCAUACCAAAGGGCCCAAAUGGAUCCAUCACCAUCAACAUUGCUGCCAUCUUGUCAUCUGACGGCUUCUUUCUUCCUGGGAUCAACUGGCAGGGCAUCUUGGGACUGGCCUAUCCUUUGCUGGCAAGGCCCGACUCGUCCGUGGAGCCCUUCUUUAACUCGCUGGUGAAACAGCUGGGAGUUGCCAACAUAUUUUCCCUCCAGAUGUGUGGGGCUGGACUUUCAGCCACCAGCACCACUGAUCCACCUGCUGGCAGCCUGAUAAUGGGAGGAGCUGACCCGACGCUGUAUCGGGGGUCAGUGUGGUACACCCCUAUAGUAGAGGAGUGGUACUACCAAGUGGAAGUGUUGAAACUAGAGGUUGGAGACCAAAAUCUCAAUCUGGACUGUAGAGAGUAUAACACAGAUAAAGCUAUAGUUGACAGUGGGACGACGCUGCUGAGGCUUCCUGUCAACGUGUUCAGUGCGGUGGUAGAAGCCGUCACACGCAGCUCUCUGAUCCAAGAGUUUUCUUCAGGCUUCUGGGAUGGCACCAAGCUUGCAUGCUGGAUGAUGGGAGAAAACCCCUGGAAGUUUUUCCCAAAGUUAUCCAUCUACCUAAGAGCUACCAACACCAGCCAGUCCUUCCGCGUAACCAUCCUGCCUCAGCUGUACAUUCAGCCGGUUACAGACGUGGACGGCACGCUGAACUGCUUCCGCUUCGGGAUAUCGUCUUCAGCUAACGGUCUGGUGAUUGGUGCCACAGUUAUGGAGGGCUUUUAUGUCGUGUUCGACCGCGCUCAGAAGAGACUUGGUUUCGCUCUCAGCAGUUGUGCUGUGAGUGACGGGGUGGCUCUGUCAGAGAUCGCAGGACCCUUCACAGCAGCUGACGUGGCGGCCGACUGCUCCAGCAGGUUGUUGAAGGAGCCUCUUCUCUGGGUGAUCUCCUACGCCCUGAUGGCGAUCUGCGCCGUGGUCCUCAUCAUCCUGCUGCUCGCGCUGCUGCUGCCCUACAGGUGCAGAGACCGCUCCGGGGAGAUCACAGACGAGUCCUCGCUGGUGCGGCAUCGCAUCAAGUGACUGAGAGGGAGCGGACGAACGAACACAGUGAGUGGACACAGCCCGUCCACAGCUGUGGGGGUCAGUCUGCACUGACAUUUAAUGCUGAGUCUCAGCCCGAGUUAAGACUGCUCUCAGCAGCGUGACCCAUGGAUGUAGAUGGACAGAUCAACUCCCUCUGAAGGGAAGCUCCACCAAAACACUUCAGAUAACAGCUGUUAACACUGAUUCGUGUUCCUGACUGUUUCUUGCUCAGUGGUUUAUUUCUUAUUCCUAAUGUAUUGAAACAAUUCAUGAAGACACUUUCAU
Molecule: messenger RNA, 1821 nt
Organism: Nematolebias whitei (Rio pearlfish)
Lineage: Eukaryota; Metazoa; Chordata; Actinopteri; Cyprinodontiformes; Rivulidae
Gene: bace2
Product: beta-secretase 2
Exons: 9
Coding region: 1-1533 (510 amino acids)
Biological process (GO): membrane protein ectodomain proteolysis; amyloid-beta metabolic process
Cellular component (GO): membrane; endosome; trans-Golgi network
Molecular function (GO): aspartic-type endopeptidase activity
Source: RefSeq, a predicted model, not a curated record